Paramecium sonneborni is the source of this 3155-nucleotide messenger RNA. NCBI's taxonomy places the organism in Eukaryota, Ciliophora, Oligohymenophorea, Peniculida, Parameciidae. The record is from the annotation of a GenBank genome assembly.
AUGGGAUAGAUAAAUAAUAGCACUAUUCUAAAAUAAGAAGCAAUAAAUUUAUCAUAGAAAAGUUCAAAACGUAGAGUUAUUUAUGAUGCUUAUGAGAUAAAUUAAUGUUUGUUAAUAUCAUCUAUGAUUGAUUGCUUGUCAUAUGAUUUAAGUAGUGCAAGUUAUAAAAUAUCAAAUAUGACUAUAAAUCCCUUAAUAUAUGAUCCAGUAACUUUUGAUUUAUUAAAGAAAGAAGAUGAAAUGCAAAUGUAAUCAAAAAUAAUAUAUAAAUAUGAAGUAAUGAGACCUUAAUUGAAACAAACAAAAUAUAAAGCUGUAACAACUUAAACAGAAUUAAAAUAACAUAAUGAAAUCUAUGAGUAUUCAUCUGAUAGAAAAUAAUAACUUAAUAAUCAUAGUUUUGGCUCUGAUAUUAUACAUAAUAAUUAGUUUGAUUAUCAUAGUAGAUCAUAAACUGACGAAAAACCAAAUAAAAGAUUUAAACAAUAAUAAUAAGAGAUAUUUUUUCAAGAAGAAAAAAAUAAAAAUAACAUCAAAUACUAACAACCAAAUUCUAUGGAAAAGACAAAUAUUUUUAAAUUAGAGUAUGAAGAAACUGAAAAUUUUUCUAAUGAUGAGAUAGAAAAUCCAAGUAUUUUAUCAAUCAGUUAAAAUUUCGCAAAUUUAAAAAAUCAUCCUUUUCCUAAUGAUGAAAAAUCAUAUAUUUAAAAUGAAAGAUAUUGGUCUUCUAGCUAUUCAUCAACAUUUAUCGAUGCACCAAUAAAUGUUGGAUCUAAAUCCUAAACUCAAAAAAAUUUAUCAUAGAACCAAUAAUAAUUAUUUAAUAAUCUUGAUUCAAAAGCAUAAUAAAAAGCAUAAAAUUUUUAAGAUGGAAAUUAACAUUUAACCUAGUAAUAAUCAUUUGGAUAAUUGAAAAAUUAAGCUCUAUAACUGUAAAAAUCAAAAAAUUAAUAAUUUCAAAACUAAGAUAAAAUAAAUUUGUAGUAAUAAUAAUAAUAAUAUUCUCAAUAAUCUUAAUAAUAAAAUUAAAAAUAAUUAUAAACAUAAUAAUAAAUAUAAUAACAAUAUUUAUACUAAUAGUAAUAAAAAUAAUUAUAAUAGCAGAAUCAAGAAAGGUUGUCUUAGGAUUCUUAAAAUAAUAAAAAAUUAAUUUAAAAUUAAAUAUUUGAUUAUCCAAUUUAAAACAAAGUUUAGAUUGAGUCGAGUCCUUAUUAAGGAUAUACAUAGAUUCAUUCAAAUAAAAAAAAAAAUUAAUAAUCUAAUUAAUUUGGAAGUGUUCCUAUGAAAAAUUUAUCUCAAUAACAAAAAUAGAGAAAUCCUUAUCUUUUAACCUAAUAAUUCCAUAAAUCACCAAAAUAAUAAAGANUGUAACAACUUAAACAGAAUUAAAAUAACAUAAUGAAAUCUAUGAGUAUUCAUCUGAUAGAAAAUAAUAACUUAAUAAUCAUAGUUUUGGCUCUGAUAUUAUACAUAAUAAUUAGUUUGAUUAUCAUAGUAGAUCAUAAACUGACGAAAAACCAAAUAAAAGAUUUAAACAAUAAUAAUAAGAGAUAUUUUUUCAAGAAGAAAAAAAUAAAAAUAACAUCAAAUACUAACAACCAAAUUCUAUGGAAAAGACAAAUAUUUUUAAAUUAGAGUAUGAAGAAACUGAAAAUUUUUCUAAUGAUGAGAUAGAAAAUCCAAGUAUUUUAUCAAUCAGUUAAAAUUUCGCAAAUUUAAAAAAUCAUCCUUUUCCUAAUGAUGAAAAAUCAUAUAUUUAAAAUGAAAGAUAUUGGUCUUCUAGCUAUUCAUCAACAUUUAUCGAUGCACCAAUAAAUGUUGGAUCUAAAUCCUAAACUCAAAAAAAUUUAUCAUAGAACCAAUAAUAAUUAUUUAAUAAUCUUGAUUCAAAAGCAUAAUAAAAAGCAUAAAAUUUUUAAGAUGGAAAUUAACAUUUAACCUAGUAAUAAUCAUUUGGAUAAUUGAAAAAUUAAGCUCUAUAACUGUAAAAAUCAAAAAAUUAAUAAUUUCAAAACUAAGAUAAAAUAAAUUUGUAGUAAUAAUAAUAAUAAUAUUCUCAAUAAUCUUAAUAAUAAAAUUAAAAAUAAUUAUAAACAUAAUAAUAAAUAUAAUAACAAUAUUUAUACUAAUAGUAAUAAAAAUAAUUAUAAUAGCAGAAUCAAGAAAGGUUGUCUUAGGAUUCUUAAAAUAAUAAAAAAUUAAUUUAAAAUUAAAUAUUUGAUUAUCCAAUUUAAAACAAAGUUUAGAUUGAGUCGAGUCCUUAUUAAGGAUAUACAUAGAUUCAUUCAAAUAAAAAAAAAAAUUAAUAAUCUAAUUAAUUUGGAAGUGUUCCUAUGAAAAAUUUAUCUCAAUAACAAAAAUAGAGAAAUCCUUAUCUUUUAACCUAAUAAUUCCAUAAAUCACCAAAAUAAUAAAGAUAGUAAUAAAGGGGAUCACCUUAAGCAUUAAAUUAAUAGUCAAUUUAAUCUAGUUAAGGAUAAUAACAAGAAUCUAUGCGUUAAUAGUUUGAUAGAUUACUUAGAAAAAGCGAAAAUUCAACUAUUAAACCAAAAAAUACAAAAAAUUAUACUGAAAAAGAAAUUAAUUAGUAAGGGGAAUGUCAAAAUAAAAAAUAAAAUAGCCCUGAUUAUUAUUAGAAACUGAAGCAAAAUCAUUUAAAAAGAAGUUAAUCUCCUGUUUCUCUUUAAAAUUAAUAAUAAAAUUUGAUGAUAAAAAAAUAACAAAAUAAAGAUAAAAAAUUAGAAUUUACAAAUUUGAAUAGUUCUCCGGAUAAAUAAAUUUAAACACUUUAAGAUGCUCGAUAAAAUCAAUAAUAACAAAGGAAUUAAAAUAAGCAAAUACAUAAUUUACAUUUAGAAGAACUUAAUUAUAAAAUAUAGGACAUUCAAAAAUUGAAUUUAAAAUUAGAUGAUAAAAAUAACAAACUAAUUGGUUCAAUAAAAUAAGAUGUUUCAAAUAUAUAAAAUGCAAUAACUUAGAAUAUAUCUUAAUCAGAUAGAGGAUUAAGAAAAAAAGAAACAUUAGAAAAUGGAAUAAAUUUAGAUGAUUUAUAAGACUAUGAGGAAAAUUCAAUCAAUUUAGAAGAAUUAGUUAGUUAUAGAGGUAGUUAAGAGUAAAAAAUAUCAGAAAAUUAAAAUAAAUACCAAUAUUUUUGA